Leptopilina boulardi is the source of this 2912-nucleotide messenger RNA. RefSeq names its product bestrophin-4. NCBI's taxonomy places the organism in Eukaryota, Metazoa, Arthropoda, Insecta, Hymenoptera, Figitidae. The transcript has 9 exons. The record is from RefSeq and is a predicted model, not a curated record. The coding region runs from base 681 to 2747 and encodes 688 amino acids. Gene Ontology annotation, molecular function: chloride channel activity.
GUUAUAGUGGGGGAGGUAAUUGUCUUGGCUCGUGCAACAUCAUUUUUGUGUGAGUUUGUUCGUCGCGUUUGUUGUGUUCAGUGUUUUAUUCAUCGAGUUAAAUUUAUUUUCUCAGCUCCUUUGUCCUAUAUACACAUGUGUUUGAAAGUGAUCAGUGAUUAAAAGUGUUAAUGUACGUGGCGAAAGUAAAAAAGAACUUUGUUAAUUACUUCAAAACCUCUUCCUAGUUUUUGAUACUAUAUUAUGAAAGUCAAAAAAUAAACAUGCACACUCAUGAAUCAGCUGCUUUCUCAUCACAAAUAUCUUUUUGAUCAAAGGGAUGAGAUUUCUUUUAUUGAGGUGAAAGUCGUAGCCGAUGUAGUUCAUGUGCAUUAAAUUCUGCAGCAGAUAAUGCAUCGAUCCACAAGGAAAUGAAACCUCCUUUCUAAGCAUUUUCUGGGUCGUGAUUGUAAAUAAAUAAAAACGAUUGUUGAGCUCCAAAAGUUUUUGUGUGUAAAGUAAAAUAAUUAACAACACAGAGAUAAAAGAUCAGAUGAAGUUUAAUAUGAAAAAGGACAUGGAAGCGAAUUUAUAUCCAAUUAAAAGGAAUUUAUGGUUACUGUUUAAAUGAAUUGAGGCUACAAGUGCCUAAUGUCGAGGGAGGAUUAUAAUUAUUUGAUUUUUCUAACGACUGAUAAAGGAUGACGGUUAGCUAUACAGCCGAAGUUGCCACUUGCAAGGGCCUGGGCUGCUUUUUAAAAUUAUUAUUUAGGUGGCGAGCUAGUAUUUACAAACUAGUUUGGUUAGAGUUAGCUAUAUUUCUUAUUAUUUAUUAUUCCCUAUCGGCGACGUAUUUAUUCCUUCUCGAUGAUCGUCAGAAGAAAAUAUUUGAGUACAUUGUCGUAUAUUGCAAUGAGUACUCGGAUUACAUCCCAUUGGCAUUUGUCAUGGGUUUUUACGUGACAAUAGUUAUGACCCGAUGGUGGAAUCAAUAUACCUCGAUUCCCUGGCCUGAUUCAAUAGCUGUUUAUGUCUCAGCCACCAUUCAUGGCAAUGAUGAAAGAGGAAGAUUAAUGAGACGUACCAUCGUAAGAUACGUGUGCGUUUGUCUCACACUUGUCCUCACGAAUGUUUCGCCACGAGUUAAAAAACGUUUUCCAACAUUAGAUCAUUUUGUUGAUGCCGGUUUAUUGCUCGAGAAUGAAUUAGCAAUAUUUCAGAGUUUAAAUCAAAAAUUUCCCAAACCAAGUAAACAUUGGCUGCCAAUUGUAUGGGCGUCGAGUAUUGUUACACGAGCACGUAAAGAAGGUCGAAUACGAGAUGAUUUUGCGGUGAAAACGUUGAUUGAUGAGCUAAAUAAGUUUCGCGGAAAUUGUGGUAGUCUGAUACAAUAUGAUAAUAUCAGUAUACCACUCGUUUACACGCAAGUUGUUACCUUAGCUGUUUAUUCAUAUUUCAUAUCAAGUGUUAUGGGUGGACAGUGGGUUGAAAAUAAAUCCAUGUCUGCGAUUGAUCUCUAUUUUCCAUUUUUCACUACUCUUCGAUUUUUCUUCUAUAUGGGUUGGCUCAAAGUUGCCGAGACUUUGAUUAAUCCAUUUGGCGAGGACGACGAUGACUUUGAAGUUAAUUGGAUUAUCGAUCGUAAUCUACAGGUGAGUUAUUUAAUAGUUGACGAGAUGCAUCACGAGCAUCCUCAAUUGAUUCGAGAUCAAUAUUGGGACGAAGUUUUCCCUAUAGAGCUUCCUUACACAGCUGCUUCUGAAGCUUUCAGAGAAGAGCAUCCUGAGCCUUCGACGGCAAAUAUUCAACUAUCAGCAGCGCAACAAGAAAUUUUGCCCUCAUCAGUAAGAAUCGAUGAAAUGGUACCACCGGAUUAUCAAUCGAAAAUAAUUCGUUCAGACGUUGCUGAUGAUGCUGUUUCAGGGAUUCAUUUCAAUGCUGGAAAAAUCUCAAGGAGUACAAGUCGAAUUAGUCAGAGAGAGAGGAAUAUGAGUCUUGGCUCAACUCCAAGCAACAUUGGAGGAUCAUUGACAAGGAUAGGAAGUGUCACUAGUGUACUUAAAAGAAUGUUUAGCAAAGAAGAUCGACCCGAUGGAGCGAGUGGUAGAACUCCAGGAAAUCUUCCAAGUUCGAGUUCAGCGGCCUCGCUUCAAAAUCAACGUCAAGUUGGUCCUGGAGGAUCGAUGAGAAUAGGUGUGAUCGAAGAAGUGGACGAGCAAAUGACAAUGACGUCGAUGCGACCCGAACAUCGGCCACAUGUGAAUUCUAUUUUCCCCCAAGGACCCCCACCUCCUAGUGCUUCAAUUGAUGUUCCUGGUGCAAAGGAUUACUCACAUCGUAAUGGACAUUUAUUAUCGAGUAGCGCACCCGCGGGAACAGCUCGCUGUCGAAGCGCUAGCGUUUCACGAUCAGCAUCGAGAAAUCGACCAUCACAAUCUGCAAGAUCGAGUGCACUUUACGAUCCAAGUUUUAUUAAUGAUUUAAAUGAGGAGGAUGACGAUGACAAUCGUAGUAAUGCAAGUCUGAUGCAUUCGUCUGAGGAUGAGUCAAUGGAUGAAUUUACAAAAUUGAAAAUCGAAAGGGAAAAACAACGAGAGGCAAGGGCAAUUGGUAAAAUUGUAAGGAGCAUCGAAAGUAAUAAACAAAGCUUAGUGGAUUUAGCCGAUGGAGAAUCACUUCUUCUCGCUGAUCUUGCUGAAUCGUCGAAAAUUGCUAUGCAAUCGGAUAAAAGUCGUUAUAAUAAGGACAACGAUACAAGUCAUAUAUAGUAUAAAAUACAAUCUCAAUUAGAAACGACUUUGUGAUAAAAAAAAGAAAGAGACACUUGUUUUAAGUGCACCAAGUUUUUUUCUCGAAAUUUUAAUAUUCCAAAAUUUUAAAUUUCAAAUUUCGAAAUAACUUUACUAAUUUCAAAUCAAUUAAAUUUUUAUCAG